ACAGGAAGUGCUUCCCUGAGCAUGCGUUCCCUGCUCUUCCUGUAGAGAGGAUACAUAUAUAUACUUUUUAACGAUUUGUCUUGACACAUGUCAUACACGGUGAUUAACUACACACGAUCAAAAUGAACUACAUGCCAGGGACCGCGAGUCUCAUCGAUGACAUAGACAAAAAGCAUCUUGUACUUCUUCGAGAUGGACGAACGCUAAUUGGGUUUCUGAGAAGCAUUGACCAGUUUGCCAACCUAGUUUUUCAUCAAACAGUCGAGCGCAUCCAUGUGGGCAAGAAGUUUGGAGACAUCCCCAGAGGAAUCUUCAUUGUGAGAGGAGAGAACGUUGUUUUGCUUGGAGAAAUAGACGUUGAUAAGCUGUGUGACAACGUCUUGCAGCAAGUUUCUAUAGAGGAGAUCCUGGAGGAGCAGCGAUUGCAACAGCAAGCCAAGCAGAAGACAGAGAAAGCCAAGGUGACCGCACUGAAGGACAGAGGCCUAUCCAUCCCAAAAGCAGAUAAUCUCGAUGAAUACUGAAGGCACUUCUGUUCCAUUUUCUUCCGUAAUACUGGACUUCUCAGUUAUAUGUUGAAUAGGGGAUUAUUUUGAAGACUAUGAAAAGAAUGUGUGCUUUGUAGAUGACGCGGUUUUGAGUCACACUAAAUACUGUACUGAUUUAAUUUUGAUUAUGACUCAUUGGUUUGAAAGCAAACAAUGAAUUAAGUGAUGCAUGAUUUGAGGGUAGACCACACAACCUAGAUUGUCUUCAAGACUACAUUUGAUGAGAAAUCAAUUAUGAUUUUCAUACCAUAGCACUGAGAACUAAGUCAAUAGUAUAUAGUGAUGAACUAUGUUAGUGUAAGCAGACACAUUGUAAUGGCAAGAUUUGUUUUCCAUAAAAGUUUUUGUUAUUUUA
Oncorhynchus mykiss (rainbow trout) is the source of this 903-nucleotide messenger RNA. Its product is annotated as U6 snRNA-associated Sm-like protein LSm1. The record is from RefSeq and is a predicted model, not a curated record. Gene Ontology annotation, cellular component: P-body; Lsm1-7-Pat1 complex. Gene Ontology annotation, biological process: deadenylation-dependent decapping of nuclear-transcribed mRNA. Gene Ontology annotation, molecular function: mRNA binding. Lineage: Eukaryota; Metazoa; Chordata; Actinopteri; Salmoniformes; Salmonidae.